AUGGGACGAGCUCCAUGCUGUGACAAGGCCAACGUCAAGAAGGGACCAUGGUCACCUGAAGAGGAUGCAAGACUUAAGGCCUAUAUUGAAGAGCAUGGUACUGGUGGCAAUUGGAUUGCUCUUCCUCAGAAAAUUGGGCUCAAAAGAUGUGGAAAAAGUUGCAGGCUGAGAUGGCUCAACUACUUGAGGCCCAACAUCAAGCAUGGUGGAUUCUCAGAAGAAGAAGACAACACCAUCUGCAGCCUCUAUAUAAGUAUUGGCAGCAGGUGGUCUAUAAUUGCUGCCCAAUUGCCUGGAAGAACUGAUAAUGAUAUAAAGAACUACUGGAACACCCGAUUGAAGAAAAAGUUACUCGGAAGGCGCAAACAGUCCAAUAUCAAUCAAUCUCCGUCUGAUCAGAGUCAGGAUCACCAGCUCAAGGACGCUGGCAACACACAUGCCUUAAGCAGUUCAGCCCUUGAAAGACUUCAACUCCAUAUGCAGCUUCAAAGCCUUCAGAACCCUUUUUCUUUCUAUAAUAAUCCUGCACUGUGGCCCAAGUUGCACCCUUUGCAAGAAAAGAUGAUACAGACCCUCCGUUCCAUGAAUGAUAAUAACCCUAUGAUGCACCACCGUGCUCUCACAAGUCCUCUUCAACCAGCUCAAGAGCAGAAGGGUAAUAUCAAUGAUGUCCAUGAACAAUUGCAGCUCACUUCUGCCUCUAUCUUAAUUCAACAAGAAUUUGCAAAAUUAUGCAAUCACAAAAAUAUGGAUGAACUGGAGAAUCCUUUGAAUGGCAUGUCAUACUCGGACGCCCCCUGUCGUGCUUUCAUCUCCACAAGUAAUCAAGUGGACUCAACUAUUGUGGCGGCAAAAGCCGAUGGUGUAGAGCAGUUAAACAGUGUCGGAACUCAUGAUCAUCAUCACCAGCUUAAUUCGGGCUUCCAAGGUGAAUUUGGUGACGUUGUUAACAAUAAAUGUUUUGGUCUUGCAGCACAACAGGAAGAUCAUCAAAUAGCUGAAUUUGAUUGUUUCAAAGACAUCAAUGUCUCCAAGGACAGCUUGGAGUGGUGGGCUAACGAGUUUGACGCCAAAUCUGCGUCUUCAAACUCCUGGGAUUCUAUUUCUGUUCUUCAGUCCCAAGGGAUGUUUCAAGACUAUGAAUUAGGUUACAACAUGUAGUUACGGAUAAUAGAGAGGAAUAAUCUAUAUGAACCACAUUUAUCGACCAUAUUGUGGACUGCAUCAUUAAUAGGAGAUCAAAACACCAAAAAU
Pyrus x bretschneideri (Chinese white pear) is the source of this 1254-nucleotide messenger RNA. Its product is annotated as transcription factor MYB36-like. The transcript has 3 exons. NCBI's taxonomy places the organism in Eukaryota, Viridiplantae, Streptophyta, Magnoliopsida, Rosales, Rosaceae. The record is from RefSeq and is a predicted model, not a curated record. Bases 1 to 1161 code for a protein of 386 amino acids.